Molecule: messenger RNA, 3803 nt
Organism: Crotalus tigris (Tiger rattlesnake)
Lineage: Eukaryota; Metazoa; Chordata; Lepidosauria; Squamata; Viperidae
Product: putative deoxyribonuclease TATDN2
Molecular function (GO): hydrolase activity, acting on ester bonds
Source: RefSeq, a predicted model, not a curated record
UGGUUUAGCACUGUGAGGAAUGGAGAGUUCGUAGCCUGAUCCAGCAUGGUUGUUGGAACUUUGAGAGUGUGCACUUUCACAAAUACUGCUUGGGGGAGGGGGCAUGUUCAAAGCCACAACAGCUACCAAGGUGGUAGAUGCCCAUCACGCAAUACUGUUUCAACAUAAACUGGGAGUUGUUCUCCGUUAGUCUUCUAUUACCUUAGGGUACUUUUGGCUACUGUGGCGUAGUCUACUCUUAGCCAUUUCUUGGCCGGGGUAAUCGGGCUUCCCAGCAAAGCACCGGGCAGGCCGACCUGGUGACAGCCUCCUCCCGGUGCUUUGAAGCCGCGACAGCUGGACGUGGGCAGAACACGCGACGGGAAGAGGGCGCGGGAAGGUAUCGGAAGCAGAUCCAGCGGGUCGAGUCAUCAAGGGAAAGAGACGCAGAGGGGGCAGCUGGGACAAAUCAAUGAGCGGCACACUUAGCGGCGACAGAGGCCACUUCCAACGCCUGGGAGAGGACAAUUUAGCAUCGAGGCAGCCAAGCAGGCGACGCGAAGUCGAGCGGGACAGCUUCGCUGUAAGUCCCCUGCGAAAUUCCGCAAGCCUCCCUAAGCGCUUCCAGCCUUCCCCCGCGAGUCCCGGUGGCGGAAGGACGGCUGCUUUCAAGAAAGUCUCCCCAGCAGCUCCGCGCAAGUAGUUUUCCCGAACUUCGUUCGCUGCCGGCGAUUGUUCUUCUGAUGAAUUUGAACUUAGAUGAUGCCAUUAGCAGUAUUGCUAAGGAAGGCCAAGACCAUCUUGCCCCCAGCAAAAGCUUUCUUAUAAAGCCCCCCGCCCCACCCGGUUUCUGAUAAGUCUGUGACAAACAUGGCAUUUUCCUCCCAGGAAUCUGAGAAAUUGAAGAUUAAGCAAGAAGAUAAUAGAGAUACAGGAACAAACACCACUCCUGUCCCUGAAAAAAAAAGUGCCUUAAAAGAAAAGUCUGCAGAACGUGUCCAGAAAAGAAUAAAAGGUCAAGAUCAGGGUGAAGGGUCUCGAAUAAUAUAUCAGAAAGCUCUGUUGAGUGUAUUUGGGGGACAAUUGCAAACCAGAAGAAAAAUUUCAUCUAUAAAUGAAAUUCAUAAAGAAAGCUCUUCUGGAAAAGAGGAACCACUUAACAACCUGGGAGAAUUUUCAGCAGUACCAAAAAGCAGAGGUCAAGAAAUUGGAAACAAUUCACAUUAUUUGAAAACUGCACCAAAGGAACAUACUAUUUCUGUCAAGCAAGACAAUAAAGAAUUGGUCAGGUGCCAAUUCAAGACAUGAAUCUGUUAUGUCAAGUUCAGGAGCAAAAGUAUCCACACCAAAGGAUAAAAAAAAUAUUCAACAGGCUCCCAACAAUGAGAAAGCUGUUACAAAAACUAAUAAAAGUUCUGGAGAUGGUGUUAAAGAAGAUUCCAAACCAACACUUGACUCAAAACAAAGUUAUAAACUAUCAAGACCUGAACAUGAAUUGGAAACUCAGCAGAUUUCCAACAUUAAGAAGCCUGUUACAGAAACAGAAAAGAAUGCUAAAUAUAGCAUAAGAGAACUUUCCAAGCCAAUGAUUACUUCCAAGUAUGUUCAUACAGGAUCAAGUUAUGAAAAUGAACUUUAUCAGGGAUCAAAUGACUCACAGGUUCCAGUAAAAGAGAAAAUGGACGUUCAGAAUAAAAUGUUUUGGAAAGAAAAUUACCAGUCCAAACACAGACUUAAAAGCAAGUUCAGCUUUUCAGAAAUUGGAGAACAAAAAAAUAGCCAUGUCUCUUCUAAACAGUUAGGUAAAACUUCUGAUUGGAAUAGCCAAAGUAAAAAACAAUAUUGGAAAUCAGAAACCCAUUGGAGAUUGGUCUCUGAAGAUUCAAAAUAUGAAAGUGAAGAGACCAAGCAGAAUAGCAACAAUCAGAAGCCUCUUGUAAAAAUCUUUAGCGCUGGCACAAAACAGCAAAACAUGGAAGAUGGAGAACCACUGGUUGCCUUUUCACGAGAAGAUUCCAUCCCUAAUCGCAGACUUUCAGAAAUGAUGGAAAUGUCAGCACCAACAACAGAAUUUGUGAUGUAUCCUCCUCAUUUCCACAGUCAGAAAAAGAAUGAUUAUACAAAUUACCGGACAAGCAAUCCAAUGCCAGCACAUUCUUUUACAAGAUCCACUGAAAACAUUUCAUAUUCCAAUAAUCUCUAUGACAUUUCUUUAGAAAGAACGAUAAAUGCACCAAAGGAUAAAAAAUCUUCAGUGGAACGUCUGCAAGAGAGAGUGUGGCCACAUGGUGCUUUAUUGGACUAUAAAGAGAAAAAAAGACCUCAGAAUAUGGAAAGAGGAACAUAUGUUCCCAUUUUUUCUUCAUCAUGUAAGUCAGAUUCUUUCACUAAUAAUUGUGUAGACCAAGAUUUGCCUACGAGCUUGCCCAAAUAUUUAGAAGGCGGCUUUAUUGACACACACUGCCAUUUGGACAUGUUAUAUUCAAAAACAUCUUUCAGAGGAACUUUUUUUGAAUUUAGGAAAAGAUACAGCAGCACCUUUCCUAAAGAAUUUCAGGGCUGCAUAACUGAUUUUUGUGAUCCUCGUACUUUAAAAAACAACUUAUGGGAAGAUUUAUUAAAGGAAGAUAUGGUUUGGGGAGCAUUUGGUUGCCACCCCCACUUUGCUUGUUAUUACACAGAUCUUCAUGAAAGAAAUCUCAUGCAGGCAAUGAGACACCCCAAAUCUAUUGCCUUUGGUGAAAUAGGACUGGAUUACUCUUAUAAAUGCCAUACAGAAAUUCCAAAACAGCAUGAGGUUUUUGAGAGGCAACUGAAUCUAGCUGUUUCCUUAAGGAAGCCAUUGGUCAUUCACUGCAGAGACGCCGAUGGUGAUCUGUUAGAAAUCAUGAAAAAAUGUGUACCAAAAGACUACAAAAUACACAGACAUUGUUUCACUGGCCGCUAUAAUGUCAUUGAACCACUUUUAGACUACUUUCCAAAUCUAACUGUUGGAUUCACAGCUUUGCUGUCUUAUCCAUCAGCAAAUGAAGUUAGAGAUUCUGUUCAAAAAAUCCCAUUAAACAGAAUAAUGGUAGAAACAGAUGCACCUUAUUUCCUUCCUCGACAGGUGCCAAAACAUGUAAGCCAAUUUUCACAUCCAGGAGUAGCUCUGCACACAGUGAAAGAGAUUGCCUGCCUCAAAGGGUCAUUACCUGCCAUGUUAGCUGUUCUAAGGCAAAACGCCAACAAGAUAUAUGACUUGUAAGAAUGUCAAAAGAAAGGUGGAAGACCUAAAGAGGAAACUCUUUUGGAAAAUGACUGGAUUCCUUUAAAUUUAUUUUAUAAUGUAAUUAUAAAUUUGGGCUUCUACACAAAUACUGAAUACCUAUUGAUAGCUUUUAUUAAUUCCACCAAUUCUGUUAUUUGUUCCUGCUGUUUAAGGUGCCUCUGUGUUAAUUUCAUUUCUAAUAGCCCUAUGUUUAGUUGCUGAUCCUUGUCAAUGUUUUAAUUUUUCAAGAAAAAAAACAGAAACAUACCUAAGUACUCUUAAAACUGUCAAGCUAAAUCUAAGUAUUUCUUCUGAGCAGCAAACCACUUAACUGCUGCAGUAAAAACAUUACCCAUUCAUGUAACAUGUUUGUAGAAAUAGCCUUAAAGAAGUAAUGAAGUGUCUGUCCUUUUCUGAUUGGGUUUUCUCAGCAUGUUAACCCAUUUGCUCUUUUCAAAGCUAGAAAUAAAUAAUGAAUUAUUUUAUAACUAUUUUAAAUUAUUUUAAACAGAAAUUAAUAUUGUACGAUACACAAAUAUUGUUUACAAACAUUGAUGUUCCCUAGCUUCAUUCU